ACAUGUGAUAGCAACAAAAAUGAGGCUGAGAACGCGGAAAGCGUCUCAGCAGUCAAAUCAGAGUUACACGCAGCGUACACUGAGGGUGAAGAGGAAAUACUCAGAGGUCGAGGAAAGCUUACCUGUUGGAGGAGGAAAACCACAGAAGAACGAAACGGGCUUAUUGUCUUCAAUCAAAAAGUUCAUUAAAGGGAGCACCCCCAAGGAUGAAAGAGAACAUCCAGCAAAGAGAAGUCGCAUUGAACGUGAUAUAGAUGACAACUUGAUUAGUUCUACUCCUCGAACAGGAGAGAAACCUAACAAACAGAUCUCCCGAGUGAGGCGGAAAAGUCAAGUGAAUGGAGAAGCUGGAAAUUAUGAAAUGACAAACCAGCAUGUUCGGCAAAAUGGAAAAUUGGAAGAUAAUCCCCCCACCGGCAGCCCCCCACGAACUACUUUACUGGGGACCAUAUUUUCUCCUGUCUUCAAUUUUUUCUCACCAGCAAAUAAAAAUGGAACAGCUGGCUCGGAUUCUCCAGGGCAAGCUGUGGAAGCGGAAGAAAUCGUGAAACAGCUCGAUAUGGAACAGGUCGAUGAGAUCAUCACCAGCACUGCCACCUCGGCCAAUGGAGCAUCUUACGCCAGUCAAGCAGUGCAGGUCAGAUCAGCAAUCAACAACGGCUUGGAGGAAGUGGAGGAUGUUCCUGAUCGUGAUCUGCCUCCUCUCACUGCACCAGUAUCUCCGGACAGUGGUUAUUCGUCAGCUCAUGCUGAAGCCACCUAUGAAGAAGACUGGGAAGUCUUCGAUCCCUACUAUUUCAUCAAACACGUUCCACCGCUAACCGAAGAACAACUUAAUCGGAAGCCUGCCCUUCCACUGAAAACCAGGAGCACACCAGAAUUCUCCUUAGUUCUAGACUUGGAUGAAACAUUAGUCCAUUGUAGUCUAAAUGAACUGGAAGAUGCUGCACUCACCUUUCCAGUCCUUUUCCAAGAUGUAAUUUACCAGGUUUAUGUGCGGUUAAGACCGUUCUUCAGAGAAUUCUUAGAGCGCAUGUCACAGAUCUAUGAGAUCAUUCUUUUUACUGCUUCAAAGAAGGUGUAUGCAGACAAGUUAUUGAACAUACUAGAUCCUAAAAAGCAACUGGUCAGGCAUCGACUUUUCCGUGAGCACUGCGUUUGUGUCCAAGGAAACUACAUAAAGGAUUUAAACAUCCUUGGUAGAGAUCUCUCGAAAACGAUCAUUAUUGACAAUUCACCACAAGCCUUUGCCUAUCAGCUUUCAAAUGGAAUUCCUAUAGAGAGCUGGUUCAUGGAUAAAAAUGAUAAUGAACUCCUGAAAUUGAUUCCUUUUCUGGAGAAACUUGUAGAGCUGAAUGAAGAUGUUCGACCUCACAUCAGAGACAGAUUUCGUUUGCACGACUUACUACCCCCUGACUAAACACCACGCCUUUGUCAGAUGACUGAAGGGGGGGAAAAUGCAGGAAACUUCCCACUCCCCUUUUGGACUGAAACGAAAAACAUCGCCGUUACUGUUGAAAUUUUUUGCAUUUUUGUACCCCGUCUCGCUUUUCUUAUCUCUGACGCCCAAUAAUAAUCAAGGGUCACAGAAGGACUUUAUAUAUCGCCAAUGGAAUACAGAUUAGUACAAUACAGCAGGUAGGCUAGAACAGAAGCGUCUUUAGAACUAGUGAAGCUCCAAUUCUUUCUUUUUUAAUGUACAGGACAUCUGCCGUUUUUAAAGAAUUCUGUUUCUGCCACCAGCAGUUUGACCUGUAAAAAAACAGGAUUUUAUGAAUAACAGAGAUUGAAAAUGGACUCUUUGUUUUCUCUCUGUUUGGUGCUCUCUAAGUGGGUUUGUAGCCACUUUUGUGUUACUUUUCAGAUCCUCAUUUCAACAGGAAUGGCCAGUAAACGUUGGGUUGGGUUUUUUUCCCCCUGUUAAGGUUUAUAACCUUUUUACAUUUUUGACCUGUAUUAGAUUUUAGAAAUUCAUUAUGCAUUCCUUUUAGUUGAGGCGGCUUCAUAGUUAUUUUUUCUGGAAAUAGCCAAAUUUUACUAGGUUUUUUUAUAUGAUUGGAUGGCCAUUUUCCUGCUUUGUCUGCCUGCAUACUGUAUAUUUGUUUAAAUAUAUUAUCUAGUUUUAUUCCAUGUAAGUUUCAUUUAGAAAUCUGCGUUUAUAUAUUAUUUUGUUUUUGUUUCUGUAAUAUUCUACUGUAGUAGAAACCUUUUCAAAAAUCAAGAGACUGGCUAGAUAAGAAGAAAUAUAAGAAUUACUAAUAUUCAGAAUAUUUAAACCAUUGUGAUGGCGUGUACUCUGGACAG
Molecule: messenger RNA, 2304 nt
Organism: Euleptes europaea (tarantolino)
Lineage: Eukaryota; Metazoa; Chordata; Lepidosauria; Squamata; Sphaerodactylidae
Gene: CTDSPL2
Product: CTD small phosphatase like 2
Exons: 12
Coding region: 20-1420 (466 amino acids)
Molecular function (GO): phosphoprotein phosphatase activity
Source: RefSeq, a predicted model, not a curated record